Centrocercus urophasianus (Greater sage-grouse) is the source of this 8603-nucleotide messenger RNA. RefSeq names its product calcium dependent secretion activator 2 (gene CADPS2). Lineage: Eukaryota; Metazoa; Chordata; Aves; Galliformes; Phasianidae. The transcript has 28 exons. Bases 53 to 3721 code for a protein of 1222 amino acids. Gene Ontology annotation, biological process: synaptic vesicle exocytosis; dense core granule exocytosis; positive regulation of exocytosis. Gene Ontology annotation, cellular component: glutamatergic synapse. The record is from RefSeq and is a predicted model, not a curated record.
UCGACGUGUCCUGGAAGGUGCGUGCCUUUCUGUCCCUCGGCCGCCGAGCACGAUGCUGGACCCGUCCUCCAGCGAGGAGGAGUCCGAUGAGCUUCUGGACGAAGAGCGGCGGGACGCGCUGCUGGCGGCGGGCGGGGGCUCCUCGCCGCGCUCGCUGCCGCCGCCGCCGCGGGACCCGCGGGGCAGAGAGGGCGGCGCGGGGCGGGCUGCGAGCCCCAGCCCCUCGGUGCUGAGCGAGGGCCGGGAGGAGCAGGAGCGGCUGCAACGGGAGGAGCGGGAGAAGCGGCUCCGGCUGCAGCUCUACGUCUUCAUCGCCAGGUGCAUCGCGCACCCCUUCAACGCCAAGCAGCCCACGGACAUGGCCCGCCGGCAGCAGAAGCUCAAUAAGCAGCAGCUACAGACACUGAAAGAACGUUUCCAGGCCUUUCUGAAUGGGGAGACACAAAUCGUAGCAGAUGAAGCGUUCUGUAAUGCUGUGCGAAGUUACUAUGAGGUGUUUCUCAAGAGUGACCGGGUUGCAAGAAUGGUUCACAGUGGAGGAUGUUCUGCAAAUGACUUUAGAGAUGUUUUUAAGAAAAACAUAGAGAAGAGAGUCCGAAGUUUGCCGGAAAUUGAUGGAUUAAGCAAAGAGACAGUAUUAAGUUCUUGGCUAGCCAAGUAUGAUGCCAUAUACAGGGGAGAAGAGGACUUCUGCAAACAGCCAAAUAGAAUGGCCUUAAGUGCUGUAUCGGAGCUGAUUCUGAGCAAGGAACAGCUUUAUGAAAUGUUUCAGCAGAUUCUAGGGAUCAAAAAGUUGGAACAUCAGUUGAUUUAUAAUGCCUGCCAACUGGAUAAUGCAGAUGAGCAAGCAGCCCAGAUCAGACGUGAACUAGAUGGACGUCUGCAGCUGGCCGAACAAAUGGCAAGGGAAAGAAAAUUCCCCAAGUUCAUAACAAGAGAAAUGGAGAACAUGUACAUAGAAGAGUUACGGUCUUCAGUGAAUUUGCUGAUGGCAAAUUUGGAAAGUCUUCCAGUGUCUAAAGGUGGGCCAGAAUUUAAACUGCAGAAGUUAAAGCGAUCACAAAAUUCUGCAUUCUUGGACAUUGGAGAUGAAAAUGAAGUUCAGCUCUCAAAGUCUGAUGUGGUCCUCUCCUUCACAUUAGAGAUUGUUAUCAUGGAAGUGCAAGGUUUGAAGUCAGUCGCCCCCAAUCGGAUUGUCUAUUGCACCAUGGAAGUGGAGGGGGGUGAAAAGCUUCAGACAGACCAAGCAGAAGCUUCCAGGCCACAAUGGGGAACUCAAGGAGAUUUCACUACAACUCAUCCUCGGCCUGUUGUCAAAGUAAAACUCUUUACAGAAAGCACUGGGGUUCUGGCACUUGAAGAUAAAGAACUUGGAAGAGUAGUGCUGUAUCCGACAUCCAACAGCUCCAAGUCCCCUGAUUUGCACAAAAUGAUCGUCCCCAAAAACAGCCAGGACAGUGACUUGAAAAUCAAAUUGGCAGUGAGAAUGGAUAAACCACCUCACAUGAAGCACUGUGGAUAUUUGUAUGCUCUAGGACAAAAGGUGUGGAAGCGGUGGAAAAAGCGCUACUUUGUGCUUGUUCAGGUGAGCCAAUACACAUUUGCAAUGUGUAGUUACAGAGAAAAGAAGUCUGAACCUCAGGAACUGAUGCAACUGGAAGGAUACACUGUGGAUUAUACAGCUCCUCACACAGGUCUUCAAGGUGGUCGAAUGUUUUUCAAUGCUGUUAAAGAAGGAGAUACUGUAAUAUUUGCCAGUGACGAUGAGCAAGAUAGAAUACUCUGGGUUCAAGCAAUGUACAGAGCCACAGGUCAAUCAUAUAAGCCUAUUCCUGCAAGUCAAGCUCAGAAGAUGAAUCCUAAAGGAGGAGAUGUCAGUGCAGAUAUAUCCCCACUCUAUGCAGACCGUGGUCAGAAACAUGGCAUGGAAGAGUUUAUUUCUGCUAAUCCCUGCAAAUUUGACCAUGCUUUCCUCUUUCAACUGCUUCAGAGGCAGACCUUGGAUCACAGAUUGAAUGACUCCUAUUCUUGUUUGGGUUGGUUUAGCCCAGGCCAGGUCUUCGUAUUAGAUGAAUACUGUGCUCGCUAUGGAGUGAGAGGUUGUCACCGCCAUCUUUGCUAUCUUAAUGAGUUGAUUGAACAUUCAGAAAGUGGUUCUGUCAUUGAUCCAACCUUACUCCACUACAGCUUUGCAUUCUGUGCUUCUCAUGUCCAUGGCAACAGGCCAGAUGGAAUUGGAACAGUAUCUGUUGAAGAGAAAGAAAGGUUUGAAGAAAUUAAGGACAGACUUUCUUCCCUUCUGGAAAACCAAAUAAGCCAUUUCAGAUACUGUUUCCCUUUUGGACGUCCUGAAGGAGCUUUAAAAGCCACGCUUUCAUUACUUGAAAGGGUUUUAAUGAAAGACAUUGCCACUCCCAUACCAGCAGAAGAGGUGAAGAAAGUGGUCAGAAAAUGUCUGGAGAAGGCUGCCUUGAUCAAUUACACUCGACUUACAGAAUAUGCCAAAAUAGAAGAGGCCAUGAGCCAAGCAACACCUGCUAGAAAACUGGAAGAGGUUCUUCACCUUGCAGAGCUCUGUAUCGAAGUACUGCAGCAAAAUGAAGAACAUCAUUCAGAGGCAUUCUCUUGGUGGCCAGAAUUAUUGGCUGAACAUGCAGAGAAGUUUUUGUCUCUUUAUUCUGUUGAUAUGGAUUCGGCACUUGAAGCACAGCCACAGGACUCCUGGGACAGCUUCCCACUUUUCCAGCUGCUGAAUAACUCCCUCAGAAAUGAUACAUUUUUGUGCAAUGGAAAGUUUCACAAGCACUUGCAAGAAAUUUUUGUUCCCAUGGUCAUCCGCUACAUUGACCUCAUGGAAUCAUCAAUUGCCCAGUCCAUUCACAGAGGUCUUGAACAAGAGUCGUGGCAACCUGUCAAGAGCAUCACCAACAGUCUUCCUAAUGUAGCUCUUCCAAAAGUUCCAAGUUUGCCUCUUAAUCUUCCACAAAUGCCUAGCUUUACUACACCAACCUGGAUGACUUCCAUCAACGGCUCAGCUACAUCAGAAGAUCUUUUUUGGAAACUGGAUGCUCUGCAGAUGUUUGUUUUUGAUCUUCACUGGCCAGAACCGGAAUUUGCACACCAUUUAGAGCAGAGACUUAAACUCAUGGCCACUGACAUGAUAGAAGCCUGCGUUAAAAGAACAAGAAUUGCUUUUGAAGUCAAGCUGCAGAAGACAAACAAAUCAACAGACUUGCGUAUUCCUUCUUCUCUGUGUACAAUGUUUAAUGUCUUAGUUGAUGCCAAAAAGCAGACAGCUAAACUCUGCAUACUAGAAGGAGGGCAAGAGUUUGCUAGUCAAUGGCAACAAUACCAUUCAAAAAUAGAUGACUUGGUUGAAGAGACUGUGAAAGAAAUUAUUUCACUCCUUGUUUCAAAGGUUGUUUCAGUGUUGGAAGGUGUGCUGUCCAAACUGUCAAGAUAUGACGAAGGCACUUUCUUCUCAUCAUUAGUUUCAUUCACGGUGAAAGCAGCUGCAAAAUAUGUUGACGUUCCUAAACCAGGGAUGGAUUUAGCAGAUACCUACAUCAUGUUUGUUCGACAGAACCAGGAUAUACUUCGAGAAAAGGUCAAUGAGGAAAUGUAUAUAGAGAAGCUAUUUGAUUUUUUUUGCAGGACACUCUGUGAGCUCUUCAGUGUUCAGAUGAAAAUCCUCAGUUAUGUGGAUGAUGGUUAUACAUAGACUUGAAAAUACAGCUGUAACUUCUAAACCUCGGAGUGUUUUCAAAGGCACUAUAAAUAAAGUUGGUUUCACUCAUUAGCAUUAGCACCUAACAAAGGACAUCAGUGUGAUUGUUCAUAGCUUGCAAAGAGGGAAAUAAAUUUUGAAUCUUAAAUUAGGAACUUGUUUCUGACUUUUGCUGUUUGCAUUUCAAAGGAAUAAGUUAUCUAUUCCUAAAUAGAGUAACAAUUUUUAAAUGUUGUAAUGUUGCUUGAUAUGCUAUUAUUGCUAACUGUUAAAAAGUUGGUAAAAAUGCUAUAGAACUAUGGCCACAGGAGUUUAAGCACUUAAAUUUUGCUUGCUUAAAAUAUAUCUUCCGUGUUGUAGCUUGUACUGCCUUUGAAGUGCAGUCUCUUCAGCAAGAAUACGUGGUUGUUGUUCCUUGGAGGAAAUGUAGAGCAGAGGAAGUAAAAACAUCCCAUUGUCACUUCAGCAACUCAGUUCCAAACAGAAUGAGGUAAAGGCUUUGGAAGGAAGAUAAAAUGUGGUUCCUAGAAAAGCUGUUCCCCUGCCAUAUUCAGCAGAAAAAGCAUUUCAACAGUUCCCAUUUAUCAAGAACAGCUAAGAUAGAGGAGCUGAAUGGGGUCCUGUGUAUCAGAUGCUAGGAAUACCAGGCCUAGGAGGAGCGAGGCAUUGUGUGUUGGUACCUAUUGAGCCUCCUUCCAGGUGGCAAACAGCUGUACCUUUUUAUCAAACUUCAAAAAUAAAUCUGAAGUGCUUGCUUUCAGCCGAGAAGUGUUAUAUUUAAUUGAAGCGUUCUGCAGACGUGAUAGCUCAGGCACCCGGAAAGAUGGUGAAUAUUGAAUAUAUUUGUUUUGUGUUUCAACCAGUCAACAGUAUAAAGAAAUUCCUUAACUACUUCUCUUUAACUCGCCUGAAGAAAGCACGGUAUGUUGCUAAAUCGCCUUUCACCGGCCCUGCCGAGAAACAACUUUAAUCCUUGUUAGAAAAUUGCAGAGUCUGGGCUGGACAAAGAGCUCCUGCCCGGCGCAUUGUGAGCGCGGGAGCGGGGCGCGGGGAGCCCUUUACAGCUGCGUGCCUCCAGCCUGCCUCAGCUGGACUAUUUAGGCCAGGAGGUUUGUCAAUCCCUCCCCACAAUGGGGAGAGUUUUUCAGUGCCUGUAGCCGUGCCGAGCCCCGUUGGGGAUCAAUGCUGGCCAUUCAAGCUGCACCCUCUUUCAUUGCUUUGGUUUGUUAAUUUAAGACUAAAGGUCCGCCGAGGGGGUUUAGGGUGUUUAAGAAAGCUGAUGAACUGUUUAAGAAAUCUGAUGAACUGAGAGCGUUUAUAGCCCUGGUGUGGCAACUAUUGGCACUGAGGGAGCUGUGUCCUUGUUGACCCUCUUGUUAUUAAAAAUGCACAAGUGCUGCGCUUCUCAAUAUUUCAGCACUCUUUCAUUGUCAAUACCACCUUCUGAGCCCUUCAGCUUGUUGCUUGCUCUAAAGAUCUUCUUAGAUUGGGUUUGAAAACUUCACCUUAAACACUAGAUUAGACUGAUGUUCUGUUUUCCGUGCUCCUGUUGAUUUGUUGAACCUUCCCAGGGCUGGAAAGCAAGUAGCAGCUUGAUGGGGAGACGGGCUGCUAAUAUGAUUUACCAGUCUACAGUCAUGCACAAUAAGUGUGAAUAAAUACAGGGGUCUCACAGAGUCAACCCUAGCCUUUCCUUUUCUCUUAUUUUUUACUUCAAAAGAGGUAUCUCAGGAAAAUGAAGAGAGUAAUGCAUGCCCUUACAGGAGCCGGAUGAGCUAUGAAUAAAAGGAGGAGGGGAACGGGGAGGCAAACAUAUUUUUGUUAAAGUGGUUGGCCGCUGCUAUGUGCCGAUGUGCAAAAAUUGUAUAACACACACUUUUUGCAAAAAAUAUGGUACCAGUGCUGUAUCAUUGGUACCUGCCAGCGUCCUCCUGCCCUUCCACUGCUAUUGCUAUUAGCAAAAAAGUGACUUUUUUUUUCCUUAAAACCAUCUGGAAGGAUUUUUUUCAAUUGUUACUACUUAAAAACAGCGUAGUAAAGGUCCAUUGUCAGAGUGCCGAGCCCUGUGAGUUUGCAAUAGACUUCCAUGGAUGCACCCCUGCCUCUCAGACGUUGUCAGAGGUUGUCUCAAGGUUGUCAGAAUGCGCACCCUUGGAGUCCACCUCUGAGAGACAUUGCCAGUGCUGUGUGUUUUAGCAGACUCCAACAGAAGUAACAGUGAGAUAUUUACCUUCUUUUCUUAGGGAGUGCAGCAGAUGUAUGCUCCUGCAGCUUCGGUCUGCCUGUGUGCACAACACUCAGAGGUAUAAGGCAGUAGUGAAUGGGAAUUCUGACCACAAGUUCCUCUUUCUAGGAGAACACAGAAAAUACUCUUGAUUGGAUUUUUAUUUAAAAUUAGUCUUCAAAAUAAGAGUAUUUUUCUAACAAUUCUUAUUUUCUUUUUUCUGUGCAGUGUAUGUGCUCAGAGGAGCAAUGUACCAUAGUAUCACUUCACGAUCAUUGAAUUAACCGUUUUUACUCACAGUUUAAUAUACUAAGAGUAGUCAGGAAAACGUGCUAUGUUAUCUAACUCACAAAUUUGAGAAGCAAAAUUACUCCCCUCCAGUUUCUUAGCUUUCUUCUCGGCACAAGGAAGUAUAUCACAGAUAUAUAUGGAGAGUCUAAUUUGAACUGCAUCAGUCUCAAUUAAGUUAUCUGGCUGGGCUUUAAAACGCAUUUAGCCAGGAAACGGGGCCUGGCUCUGUGCUCAGUGAUGCGUCAGUGGGGGCAACCGGUGAUGGGAUUUUCAGCCCUGCCUGGAGUUUGAUCGUAUGAGCAACUUCCAUCUCUUCUGCUUUCCACCACUCAUUUGCUGCAAAACACACUGUAGCUGUUAUUGGAUUUCUUAUUUUGUUGGGUUUUUUUUAUAGAAGAAUAUCAUUGCUGAGAAAACACUACUAGUAAAAUCAUCCUCUCUGCAUUGAUUAUUAUUAACGACUCUAGAGUCUUAGUGAUAAUAUAAUAGUUGGGCCUCAGCUUUUUGCAGACAAAGGUGGAAUGCUUGGUAUACAAAUUCUCAUGUUGAUUAGAUCAAUAGAGUUCAUGGAGUGAAUCAGCUCAACUGUAUAUUGUUUUCCAGACAUCUGUAUGCGCACAACACCUGUCAUCUCAGAGCUGCCACUUCCUAACAACUCUGACACGUUAAAAAUAUUUUGCAGGUACAUAUGAAGGAAAGCAAAACAAGCAUGCAUGUAACCAGUGAAAUAAUACAAAUCGUAUGAGAAUGCCCAACAGGGAUUAAAAGCCAAUAUUAUACAUAUCGGUUCCAUAUUUUACUUAUUAAAACAAAUCACUUUUAUGAAAUGUGCAGUCUGAUGCUAAAGGUGUGUAUGGCGUGUUUGCUCACUUCAAUGCCAUGACAGUAAAUAAAUUGGAGAAAACAUAAUUUAUUUCCGUUGGUUGGUAAUUAAAAUUUAUUUGAACACAUUAAAUAGAAAUGGAAGUCAAUAUUACAUGAAAAUCUUCUUUCUUAUUGCAAACUUACCCUAAAGCUGAUGGCUACAAUGAAAUGAGACUUUGUUUCCAGUAAAGAAAAAGUAUUUAUACGUGCUUACGGUAUUUAAAACUUUUCCCAGGCAGCUUUUCUUUUGAUUAAAGAAUUCUAGUUUUAUUUUCUGUUACUUCCUGUACAAGUGAUUUAUCUUCCCUGUUUUCCUUACGUAUUUUAUUUUAUUCAUGAGUGUAGAAAUGGCCAACGAGACAUGUGAGAGCCUCCUUUUUAAUUAUUUUGCAUACCUUGUAAAAAGGCUGUGUUUUAGAAUGUCAAAUCUCCUCUUUUUUGCAUACCUAUGUUUUUUCUAAAGACACGGGAAAUCACAUUAGAAAAGGACAUAAGCCUCUUCCCUGUGGGGAAUGUGAGUAGAAACCGAGCUACUACACAAACUCUUCUAAUCUCACUGCUAAAAUGAAAAAAAAAAACCCUUUCUUUUUACAGUUUGACUAAAUGACAUCUGGUUGGUAUUUUACAGGAGGGGGAGGCAAAUGGCUGCAACUAAGUUUAGUAAAAUCUCUUGUAAUCCAGUUAAUGGGGAAGAACUUCUAUAGUAGCUAUUUAGAGCUGAGCAUUUUUUUGCGGUAACAUAGACACCAGCAGCAGAGCUCAUUCUUGCCACAGCCAUUUGUGGAGCUUUCAGUGAAAACAUGCCCAUGCCUUCGAUAUGAAAAGGAAAUAAGGUAGGCUGCUUUUAUAAUCAGUGAUUAACAUGAAACAAAACCAGAAUGUGCUGAUCUUGAGAGGGAUGAAGUGUUGUUUUGACCCCACAUAAAUACAAUUUCCGCGUAUUUCUGAAAGCAUUCCAUAAUAAAAGAUGUUGAAGAAAUCAGAGUCAUUAUUCUGUUUGAUGCUGUUUUCUGGUUUGUAUCAGAAAAUCUAAGUGUAGCAAAAUCUUCCCCAGGAUGUCAACCUACCCGUUUUCCCCUUGCUAUUUAGCUCAUAUAAGUGUGUACUUAAUGCCCAUUCUCACUGACAGAUAGCUGAGCACAUAACACUAUUUUGCGUGAAAAUAUUCUAGCUGAAAAAUAAAAUAGCAGUUGCUAAUUCAUGCAAAGAACAGUCUGGGUCAAGUUAUUUGAUUUCUUGCUGACCCACGCAAUUCUCUUAAUGGGAAAUUAUAUGAUUGUUGACUUCGAGUGCUGAUCUGUGAUCAUUUCAAAGUGUUUCAUUACCUCUCAUUACCAAAUCUGUUAAAUGAAUAAUUCAGGGUUGUUUAGUGUUUUUGUUUGUUUUUUUUUUUUAAUCCUCUUUUUCAGCAAUGGUAUAGCAGCUCCAUGAAGGUCAUAUGCAUGUGGUUGGCUGAUAGAUUAGACCUUCAGCUUCACAUCUACCAGCUGAAGACUC